Arabis nemorensis is the source of this 174-nucleotide messenger RNA. The record is from the annotation of a GenBank genome assembly. NCBI's taxonomy places the organism in Eukaryota, Viridiplantae, Streptophyta, Magnoliopsida, Brassicales, Brassicaceae.
AUGAUCGAGGAAUUAGGGUUUACGGAGUCUCCGCUUUAUGGUGUGUACAUAAGAAUAGAGUUAGUGGAUUAUGUGUAUCCUCUGUUUGCUACUACGGGAGUUGCGGUUGGGAUUUGCGGAAUGCAGCUUUUAAGGAACAUCUCCACUAACUCCGAAGUCAGGUACUGUCACUAA